This is a messenger RNA of Cetraspora pellucida, 678 nucleotides long. The record is from the annotation of a GenBank genome assembly. NCBI's taxonomy places the organism in Eukaryota, Fungi, Glomeromycota, Glomeromycetes, Diversisporales, Gigasporaceae.
AUGCCACCUGUGUUCGUAUUCUCUUGCGAGUUCCCGCCAGGGAACAGAUUAAUCAUAUCAUUUGAAUGCAACCUUACGCAACAUUCGAUAAUUUUCUGCACGAAUAAUUUUCUUGAAACCGUUAAAAAACAUCCUCGAUGUAAUUUUUUUUUUCAAUUUAGAAUAGCAUUCAGAGGAUCUCGGUUACUGACUUGGAACUGCAAGGAUCCCGAUUGUCCACUAUAUAAUAAUCAGAAGCAAGGAUGUUUUUCUAAGCUUGUCUCUGACAUAUACCAUAAAAUGCCGGAGAAUGUAAAGUCGUAUCUAAAGGCUGCAACGUCAAUUAAUGGAAACGACCUAGAAGUAAAUAAUGAUUUUCGGCACGUGACAGAUUCUCUUUUAACGCGUGGAGAAAACCAUGGGCAGUUACAGUUGCAUGCAGAUACAAACACUUAUUCUGGAAAUUAUACAAACGAAUUUGAUCAAAGCUUGGACCCAAACAACUUUCAAGAGGAACCUGUCUCUAUGACUCAGGAAGAGGAAUUCAUAUUUAUAACUCAGGAAGGAGAAAUUAUCUUUGUGACUCGGGAAGAAAUGAACCGCUAUGAGGCCUUGGAAGACCAUGAGGCCUUGGAAGACCACCAUGAGGCCUUGGAAGACCAUUAUGAGGCUUUGGAAAACUAUUACACUGUGGAUGAG